This is a messenger RNA of Closterium sp. NIES-67, 811 nucleotides long. The record is from the annotation of a GenBank genome assembly. Lineage: Eukaryota; Viridiplantae; Streptophyta; Zygnematophyceae; Desmidiales; Closteriaceae.
GGCACAUGGGAGGGGAGGAAAGGAGAGGGGAGAAGAGAAGAAAAGAGGGGAAGAGUGGGAGAAGAGGAGGAGAGGAGGAGGAGAAGAGGGGGCGAAGAGAGGGAGAAGAGGGGGAGAGGAGUAGGAGAGGAGGGGGAGAGGAAGGGAUGAAGGGGAGCGAAGAGGGGGAGACGAGGGGGACAAGAGAGGAGAAGAGGGGGAGGGGAGAAGAGGGGGAGAGGAGGGUGAAGAGGGGGAGAGGAGGAGGAGAAGAGGGGGCGAAGAGAGGGAGAAGAGGGGAGAGGAGUAGGAGAGGAGGGGGAGAGGAGGGGGAGAAGGGGGGAGAAGAGGGGGAGACGAGGGGAGAAGAGAGGGAGAGGAGGGAGAGGAGGGGAGAGAAGAGGGGUAGAGGAGGGAGAGAAGGGGGAGAGGAGGGGGAGAAGAGGGGGAGAGGAGGGGGAGAGGAGGGGAGAAGAGGGGGAGAGGAGGGGGAGAAGAGGGCGAGGGGGAGAAGAGGGGGAGAGGAGGGGAGAAGAGGGGGAGAGGAGGAGGAGAAGGGACGAAGAGAGGGAGAAGAGGGGAGAGGAGGAGGAGAGGGGAGUGGAGGGGGAGAAGGGAAGAGAAGAGGGGAGACGAGGGGGAGAAGGGAGGGAGACGAGGGGGAGAGGAGGGGGAGAAGAGGGGAAGAGGAGGGGGGAAGAGGGGAGAAGAGGGGAGAAGAGGGGGAGAAGAGGGGAGAAGAGAACGAGAAGAGGUGGAGAAGAGGGGACGAAGAGUGGGAGAAGAGAGGUCCAGAAAUGCGGUAGGAGUGGUGAUGAGGUCGAUGUUGUGA